This is a messenger RNA of Trichophyton rubrum CBS 118892, 321 nucleotides long. RefSeq lists its product as uncharacterized. The coding region runs from base 1 to 321 and encodes 106 amino acids. The transcript has 2 exons. NCBI's taxonomy places the organism in Eukaryota, Fungi, Ascomycota, Eurotiomycetes, Onygenales, Arthrodermataceae. The record is from RefSeq and is a predicted model, not a curated record.
AUGAGCUUCCACGAGACCGCUCGAGAAGUCCGCAUCGAAGACGACUACGUCCUCGUCGCCGAGCUUCGGAACGAUAAUGGCGACUAUGUCACUGCCCGUCUUAACCUCAACGAGGUCCUCGGAAACUUCAACGGCUCCUUCUCCUGGGGAGAAAGAGACUUCUCCAACAGUGCUUCCAACAUCUGGCUCCAGUUCGACGAGGCAACUAACCUGCCAAUUCUGCGAGCGACGUUGACCACUUCCAACGGUGAAGAGGUUGCCAGAGACGUUAACCUAGCAGAGCGUAUCACCAACAAGAACGGCUGCUUUGAGUUGCAAUAG